This is a messenger RNA of Oppiella nova, 1993 nucleotides long. The record is from the annotation of a GenBank genome assembly. NCBI's taxonomy places the organism in Eukaryota, Metazoa, Arthropoda, Arachnida, Sarcoptiformes, Oppiidae.
GUUCCCCACCAUUGAGUCAUUCAUUGAUUGUUGACAACAAUGGCUGAUGAAGUCUGUGUGUGACUCGAGUGCUGACCACCGCUCGACCGCUUCACCACUGCUCGCAGGCAUCCAUGCAUUGACUGCAACGACAGCACCGCCACAGACACACCACAGCUCGCGCCCGAGAGCACCGUAACUUGUGGUCCACCGCCAGAGUGCACACUAUGUCGGCGCCACAACCCAGCGCUAGUGAGUCGAGUGCGGGGACAGAUAGUGAUCAAGACUUUGAUCCAUCGGCUGAUAUGUUGGUCAAUGACUUCGACGACGAGCACACUCUCGAUGAAGAAGAGGCCAUCACUGAUGACGCCAAUGGUGAAGAAGAGAUCGACGACUUGCAGAAGGAGGGUGAGAUGCCUUUGGAGGAGUUGUUGGCAUUGUAUGGCUAUACAGACAAAGUGGGCUCAAGUAGUGAUAAGUCGGUGGAGAGGGCAGAGGCCACGUCGACAACACCGACCACUGAAUCCAAUGCACAUUCGGCCCCAGAAUUGCAUUCAAAUAGUAACCCAAAUACUAGUCAACUGAUAGGUGUCUCGCACUUACGUUCCUCUCAGCCGUUCACUCACAUGAAUAACCAAAAUAUGGUCAGCGAUUCGUCUGACGACGAGUCCGACGAAGACUUCUCGGCCAACGAAGAAGACUGGAGGCGAACCAUUCAAGUGGGCUCUGACUAUCAGGCGUCCAUUCCUGAGGGUCUGUCCCACUAUGACGGCGCACCUGCUUAUGAGAAUGAGGACCGACUCCUAUGGAAUCCGUCGUUUCUCACCGACAAAGACAUUGAAGAAUAUUUGAUUAAAUUUUCUCAAUCCGAAGAGUCGACCGAAGAAGAUGUGGUUUCGACGACUCUAUUGCCGACCGGAUCUCACAUUCGAGAUGACGAACAGGCCCUCUAUCUGUUGCAUCAGUGCGGACACAAUGUCGAGGAAGCCAUUCGUCGCAAGAAAACCACACCAAACCUGCCCGCAGUCAACGAGUCCAUGAGCUCGUGGUCUGAGGAGGAAUGCAAGGCAUUCGAAGCCGGACUUAGAAGUUAUGGCAAAGACUUUCAUUUAGUUCAACAAAACAAAGUGAGGACGCGUUCUGUCGAAGAAUUAGUUCAGUUCUACUAUUUGUGGAAAAAGACUGAAAGACACGAUGUCUUCGCCACUAAAUUCAGACUCGAAAAGAAGAAAUAUUCAUUGCAUCCAGGCACCACUGAUUAUAUGGACCGCUUUCUGGACGAACAGGAGAAUAUGGCGCUCACAAACAUGUCCUCCUCGUCCUCAUCACUGAAUAACAUCCAGUCGUCGAACAAACAACAAUUGCAUCCAUCGUUUCGUUCGUCUCCAUCCAUACAAAACCUGACAUCGAGUCCACACAAAUCGGAUCACAUUCUGAUGGAUGACUUGUCUCCACAUUACGCUAAUAUAAACAGUCUGUGCGACACCGGAAGCACUAAUUCCAGUCAUAUAAGCGGUGCUACCAUUGGUUCAUAUGUUAACGGAUAUUAUAAAAAGAGUGACAGCAGUAGUGAUAGUGUCUUAUGUAGUGUUGGCAGCGGUGCCAACGCCGCCAAAGUAUGUCAUUCAGUGAAUUCCCACCACAACCCCCACCUGACCAGCGAUUGGGUCGCACAACAGCAGCAGUCGGUGACCACAUCUAACACGACGACCAGUGCUCAGACCACUGCUACAGAACUCAACCCUGAAUUCAUUAGACGCCAACCGAUUUCAUCGACGACUUUAAUCAAUGAUAAUAAGAUUAACUCCAACUCUAAUAACAGCAACGCUUCAAACAGUGGUUAAGACAUGGAUUUCCACACAAGAAUCGACACAUCAGUCAAUCUCAUCACUUGGCGCAUCAUUUUGUGUAUAAUUUAUCUCUUUUUUGCUAUAAUUAUUGAAAAUAAAAAAAUCUUUUUAUAUAAAAAGCAAAUUAAAAACAAUAUUUACAGAAUAUAUACCAUAUACUAAAC